UUUUUUUUUCUUUAUGAAUUAUUCUCGCUUUGAUGAACCAGACCAAGGGCUUUUUGAAGUAGCCCAGUGUCCUAGUGAUUCAGCUGCUUUAACAAAUUAUGCUUAUAUUGCACCUGGUGUGAUUGAUCCUCAGGUUCAUUAUGUUAUCGUUGCUCGUGAAUAUGUAUUUUCUGUCAGAGUAGACAGAACACUUCAAAAAAAUCAGAUUGGUAUUAACGGUACUCAUCGUCGCUGGGCAUCGUUCUCUAUUGGGCAGCGCGUGACAGUAGACCCUUAUGAUAUACAUGCUGAAGGCGUAGACAUCUAUCUAGGCAAUCUCAAGAUGGACAUUGACUUUUUCCAGAGAAGUAAUCGACUUCCUGAUGAAUUCAAAGAAGAAGACCUUGCAAAAGCAUUUUCAGUCAACUUUCAUAGUCAAAUGUUUACUCGGGGUCAAUUCUUUGUGUUUGAAUACCAUGGUGUCAAAUUCAGAGCGACUGUAAGAGAAUUGGACGUCGUUGAUCUGAAUGUCUUGAGAAGAGGAGAAGUAGACGCUCGUCAUGAACAACCGAGCCAUGCUAUACGUGGUGUCUUAAUGCGAGAAACCAAUGUUGAAUUCACCAAAGCUGAGGGUUCCUUUUUGAAUCUAAAGCAAGCCAAGAAAAAAGCGAUGGCUGCUAAAGCAUUGAUCAAGCCUGACUUUCAAUUUGAAGACCUUGGUAUUGGUGGUCUUGAUGAUGAAUUCAAUGCUAUUUUCCGUCGUGCUUUUGCAUCCCGUAUUUUCCCUCCUGCUCUUGUAGAGAAACUGGGUGUUCAGCAUGUCAAGGGUAUUUUGUUGUAUGGUCCUCCUGGUACAGGUAAAACCUUGAUGGCCCGUCAAAUUGGUAAAAUGUUGAAUGCCAAAGAACCCAAGAUUGUCAGUGGUCCUGAAGUCCUGUCUAAAUUUGUGGGUCAAUCUGAAGAGAAUGUUCGUAAACUGUUUGCUGAUGCAGAGGAAGAAUACCGUGCCAAGGGAGAAGAUUCUGGCUUACAUAUCAUCAUUUUUGAUGAACUGGAUGCUAUCUGUAAGUCCCGUGGUAGUCGAAGUGAUAAUACAGGUGUAGGUGACUCUGUUGUCAAUCAAUUGUUGGCCAAGAUGGAUGGUGUUGAACAACUCAAUAAUAUCUUGAUUAUUGGUAUGACCAACAGAAAGGACAUGAUUGAUGAAGCUCUUUUACGUCCUGGUCGUCUUGAAGUUCAUAUGGAAAUUGGUUUGCCUGAUGAAAAGGGUCGUCUUCAGAUCCUCAAGAUCCAUACAGGCAACAUGAAAAAGAACGACGUGCUUGAUGAUGAUGUUGUCUUGGAAGAUUUGGCUGAUCUAACAAAGAAUUAUAGUGGUGCAGAAAUCUCGGGUGUUGUGAAAGCAGCUUCGUCUUAUGCCUUUAGUCGACACAUCAAAGUAGGCACCAUGGCAGGCAUUUCUGCUGAUAUCGAAGACAUGAAAGUGUGUAUGGACGAUUUCUUGAACGCAUUAAAGGAAGUUCAACCUGCUUUUGGUGUAUCAGAAGCAGAGCUGCAGCAAUGUGUUCAGAACCAUAUCAUUCCUUUCAACCCUUCUGUGGAUCAAAUCUUGGAAGAUGGUCGUCUGUACGUUGACCAAGUGCGUCAAUCAAGCCGUACUCCUCUUGUCAGUCUCUUAUUGACAGGUCCUGCAGGCAGUGGCAAAACGGCUCUUGCUGCCACCAUUGCUAUGAAGAGUGAUUUCCCUUUUAUCAAGUUGAUUUCACCUGAAAACAUGGUUGGCAUGACAGAAACAGCCAAAGUCACUGAGAUCAACAAGAUCUUUAAUGAUUCUUACAAGUCUCCUGUUAGUGUGAUUGUGAUUGAUUCUAUUGAACGUCUUUUGGAUUAUGUACCUAUUGGUCCUCGCUUCUCUAACAGUGUGUUGCAGGCUCUCAUGGUACUUUUGAAAAAGAAGCCACCAAAAGACCGUCGUCUGUUGAUCAUUGCCACCACAACUCAACGUCAAAUUUUGGAUCAAAUGGACAUGAUCAGUGAAUUUUCAGCAGAGAUUUAUGUUCCUACCAUCACCUCUCUAGAAGCUGUUGAUAUUGUAUUGCAGCAAUUAGAACUAUUCAGUGAUGUUGAAAGAGAAAGGGCGCUUUCUAUUCUCACACAAGCCAAUAUGGAUCACAAAUUGACGUUGGGUGUAAAGAAGCUUUUGAUGAUUAUUGAAAUGGCUAGACAAGAUGAAAAUAAGGUGGAUAAGUUUGUCAAUGCUAUUUUGGCCUUGUAAUUUCAUUUUUUUUUUUUAAUAAUAAAAUUCCUUUUUCUUUCUUUGUUUUCAAUGAAACGAUAUCAUCCUAAUUACUUGAAAGAGUCUGUGUUCUUCAGUUGUUCUACAUGCCAUUCACAUCUAGUGUCUCAAAACGAUAUCAUUUCUAAAGCAUUUGAAGGCAUGCAUGGCCCUGCUUUUCUUGUUGAAAAAGUCAUCAAUAUGUCUAGAGGUCAAAGAGAAGACCGCAUGUUAUUAACAGGAACUCAUACAGUAGCAGACAUCUCUUGCCAGAUAUGCAGAUCUGUCAUAGGCUGGAUUUACA
Molecule: messenger RNA, 2558 nt
Organism: Gilbertella persicaria
Lineage: Eukaryota; Fungi; Mucoromycota; Mucoromycetes; Mucorales; Choanephoraceae
Product: P-loop containing nucleoside triphosphate hydrolase protein
Exons: 7
Coding region: 14-2254 (746 amino acids)
Biological process (GO): SNARE complex disassembly; intra-Golgi vesicle-mediated transport; Golgi to plasma membrane protein transport
Cellular component (GO): Golgi stack
Molecular function (GO): ATP binding; ATP hydrolysis activity
Source: RefSeq, a predicted model, not a curated record